GCUUGUAGUUGACUUUACACGUUUUUAUUUGUUCUUCAUAGCUGGCGUUUAAAGUUGGUUUUAAUUAAGUUAUAAAAGAGUUCCUGUGGUUGCCUUCAGAUCUGGGGACAGAUAUUUUUUUAAUAAACUUUUAUUCUUAAAGCCAUCUGAGCGAAAGUGAUUAUUCCUGCAAUUUGCUGACUUUAUAGUCAAGGACGAUGUUUCAUGAGAAUGGGAUGACUUACCACUGAUUCAGUGACCAACUGUAUUUCUUCAGUAAUGCCCUGUAUGGAAAUCUCCUAAACUACACAUAGCAGCAUCUACAUUCGCUGCUGCUGUGGUCACAUCAGCAAAAUCAUGAUUGUUUGUACAGCCAUCAAAAAGGUUUCGCGAAAGUGCAAAUAUGCUGUUCUGAUUGGUCUCUUGUUGUCAGUCCUGGCUUGGAAGGCCAGUUUUACUGGGGACACUAACAGGACCAUUGAUGAUAACUUUGCUACAACACAAACAGAAGAAGACAAACUGAGGGAUGAACUUAACUCAAGGAUCGCAGAAGCCAGUCACACAAAUAUUUCAGCAGAAAAAGAUGAGUGUCCAGAGAAGUCUCCAUUGCUAGUGGGAGCUUCGAAGCUGACCUUUGAAUCUUCACUGAACCUCAAGGAUGUAGAAAAGGAAAACAAAGUAGUGACUAAAGGAGAGUAUGAGCCGUCAGACUGUAAAGCAAGGCACAGCGUAGCCAUCCUCAUUCCACAUCGUAACCGGGAGAGACACCUCCUCUACCUCCUGCACCACCUGCACUCCUUUCUGCAGCGGCAGCAGCUACACUACGCCAUCUAUGUCAUCCAUCAGGCCGGUGAUGCAACUUUUAACAGAGCCAAGUUACUUAAUGUUGGAUAUUUGGAGGCAAUAAAAGACUUUAGCUGGGAAUGCUUCAUCUUCCACGAUGUGGACCUGGUUCCCGAGAAUGAUCACAAUUUAUACAUCUGUGACCAGCAGCCCAGACACCUGGUAGUCGGCCGCAAUGUCACCGGAUACAAACUCCGUUACAAAGGCUACUUUGGUGGAGUCACUGCCAUGACCAAAGACCAGUUUUUUCAAGUAAAUGGUUUCUCAAACAACUACUGGGGAUGGGGUGGAGAAGAUGAUGACCUUAGAGUGAGAGUUGAACAGCAAAAAAUGAAAAUUGUACGUCCCCCUGCUAACGUAGCGCGCUAUACCAUGGUGUUUCACAAACGAGACUCUGGAAAUCAGGUUAACAAAAACAGGAUGAGGUUAUUAAGACAAACGACAAAGAUGUGGAGAGUUGAUGGACUCAACAGCUGCGUAUAUGACACUUUAUCGGUCGGGAGGUAUCCUCUCUAUGUGAAUAUCACAGUUAACAUUGGUCAGCCUCAGAGCUGAGGACUCUGAAAGAAAACAAGUCCUUAUUCUGAUAUCAUUUCCAGUUCGGGCCACAUCAAGAUCCUGAAUUUCCUCAAAGGGCCGGAUGUGGCAGAAUUUAUUAAUAGAACUACCUAUUAACAAAACAGUUUAAAUAAUGUGGCUUGACAUGAUGCCAAGGCACAUUGCGACCGCCAAUAGGUCAGUUGCUGACAAGCCCACUGGAUGUAGGGUAAUGUCAGUACUUGUUAAAAUUAAUUCAUAUUCAACAAUUCUUCACAUUGAUGUACUUUGGCACUAAAAACUAAUUUGGUUUGACUGGUAAAAUAAUAUUAAGCACACAACCAGUAUCUUGAAGCUGUAUUUAUGUCGCCUUAUAGAGACAUGAGAGCCACAUAAACAGAUGUGGCGGGCCAGAUUUGGCCCCCGGGCCUUGAGUUUGACACCCAUUAUUUUCUAUGAGGUCGAGACCACUGUGUGCUGAAAGGUUAUUAGAUAACUGACAAACUAAAUUCUCUUUGGUGAGAUGAUAUUCCAGAUAUUUAGCACAAUUUUGCAUAUCCAUGUUUUAUUUCUUUAUGUUGUUAGGAAUGUAAUCUUCAAUCACUGAAUUGUUAACUUCAGCUGUCAUUCCAGUAGUUUUUUAAUAUGUUUUCUAUACCAUUGUUACCUGUCAGACGCUGAUUAAUUCACACUCAUGCCUUAUUUUUUGCCUGUCUCUCCACCACCUCAUACUGACCAGGUCCUUGUUUUGGCAUUUGACAAGCAAUGAUUGGUUGUUGUAUGGCUUAACAAAGUCAUAAUCUGUUGAUCUUGUAAUGUGAUACUGAACAGGUUCCAGGAUGCAGGUUUUCUUAGAGAGAGAGAUUACAUAGUGAGGCCAGCAGAGGUAAACAUUGCCUAACAAUGUCUUAAGAAGGAGGAAUUUAUACUAUUAAUCUUUUGCACAUGAAGUACCUCAAAUGUAAGCGGAUCGUUCGCAGUGAUAAGCAAAGGUAAGAAUACCUUUGAAUCUUUUUUUUUUAAUUUUCUCAAGUGAUAAGCACAAAGUUGAGAGAUUUUUGGGAGGAUUUUUUUGUGAUGGAACAACACAAAAUCAUGCAUUAUUCAGAAGUGGAAUGAUUGGCAAACUAUUUUGCAAAUUGUGUAAUAACAUUUAUGUUCCCUGCAUAAUUUCUUGGUCAAACAACACUUUUGCUGAGAUUGGAGCUUAAAGAUUUCCUGUCUCUGCUCUACAGAAAAUGUAAUUUUUUUAAUGUAAAAUAGUUGCAGUUCACUCAGGUUGGAUGGAGAGAGUUUGUGAACAUCAGUUAUCAAGUAUUGCCACAGAUUCUCAAUUAGCAACCCAAAUGUGUUUAUAGCUGCAUAUUUAUUGGGUCGUUCUUCUGCUGGAAGCAAAUUCUCCAUCCCAGACUCAAGCCUUUUGUAGCUUCUUAAUACAUUUUCCUUUCACUUGCCAUGUAUUUAGCUCCUCCCACCUUCCUAUCAACGCUGUGUUGAAGAAAGGCAUUCCUAGAACAUGAUAUGCCUUCAAGCAGUUUUCAGUAUAGGAACGGUGUGACCAGUCCAACUCCAGUCCUCAAGGGCCAAUGUCCUACAUAAAUCACAGUCUGCAGAAGCUUUGCUAAUGACCCAUCAACUUGAUCCAAGUGUGUUAGACAGUGCUUUGUGAGAUGUCCAACGCGUGGUCGUUUUUUUAUAACCUCAUCAUGAUUUAAAAGUAUCCAGAGCUUUAGCCCUGGUCUUCAUGCUGCUGUUUGUUCACUGAUGUUCUUUAGCAAACCUCUGUGUCUUUCACAGAACAGCUGAAUAAAAACUGAUAAUUAAUCAGAGACUAGUUUUAAUUAGGAGACUUGUAAAGAUAUUUGGUUGCACUAGAUUUAAAGGUGCAGAAUCUAUACGCAUGGCAUACUCUUAUGAUACUUUAAGAUAGUAUAUAAAAGCAUGCAUAUUUUCCUUUCACUUUUUAAUAAUGCUGUACUCUGAUUUUGUCCCACAUAAAAUCCCAAUAAAAUACAUUUUAUUAUAACACAAUAGUUUAUAUUACUAUAAGGGUAUCUGUUAGGUUUAUUUAGGUCCUAACCUGCAAAGAAUCAACCAGAGACACAAAUUACUUUUCUGCAGAAGAGGGGAGCAGAACCAAACGCGGAGAACCGCCGUCAAAACACUGUCUGUGAUCAACUCCGUCUUUUGUCUCCACUGCCUUUUAUUAUGUUUACAAGGAAGGAGGUUGGGCUUUUUCACAUAGUCACACAAAGAACUGACCAAUGACCUUUACUACAGGAUGUUCUGGAACCUUCUGUGGACAGACGUUUUCUAACAGUAUCAAUACAUUUGCAAGGCCCUGUGUUUGAAAGCUUUUCAAUUCCAGACUGAUCACAUCAUAUCUCCAGCAGAAUCAGUUUAUAUUGCUGAUGAAUCACUAUUUAGUUUUAUUGGAAAUAGUACAGGUCUGAGGAAACCCAUUAGGUUGUUCAGAGCCCAUCCAACUGAUGAAGAUCUAACUAUGAUCACCUUGGUUACACAUGAAGGAUUCAGAUUUGUAUCAGUCUGACAGCAAAUGACAAACAAAACCUCUUCUUCCAAGAUGGAGAAAACAAACAUAUGCUACAAAUACAGUAAUAUCAAUAUACUGUGGUUAGUAUGAAGUCAGAAAUGCAGUUAUACCUGGUAUGAUGGUUUUAAGUGGUAGAUUUGUUCCUUUUUUAAGGUAGUCUCAUACUGACACUGAUGUUUUUUACUUUGAAAUUUUGUCUCAUACUUAUGGUAUAAUUUAGGGUUACAAUGACAUUGUAAGUUUUAUCACUCCAAAGUCAUUUUCAGUUAUAUUUAUACUUCUCUUGCAUUAGUAAAAUAAAUCUGCUUUAGUAACUUAAGUGAUAAUUACAAUCAUAGGAAGUUUCUAUAAGAAGCAAGUUUAAUGAGCCAAAAUAAUUUUCUUUGUAAAACUAUUAUUUUCUUUGUUAUUUUAAAGCCUUAUAUGCUUUGUUUCAUGUGGGACUAACUAAUAGGUGAUGGAUUGUAUACCACUUUUAACUUUUAAAGAAAAUCAACAUUAUAGAAAAUUGCUGAAGGAAAAUCAGCAUAUUUGCUUCUAUUGUAGCAUGUUUCUGACAUAUAUCAAAUUAUUUGAAGGAUUUUUUUUAUUAUUAUUUUUAUAUCAUUUUAGAACAUGGGGUGCUUUCAAAUUCUUUUUUCGAAACUGAAAAGUGUGCCCAUGCUAGCACUGUCACCUUGACAAUUCACUCCUUGUAUGUUUUUGUGUCAGAGUCAUGUGUCAGAAUCGCCAAAGGUUGCUUCUCAUUAAGGAAGCAUUUAUGUAUGAGAAACAAUUUUGCACACCUCAUUAAUUGGCAGUAUACUGUAGUACUAGUACAACAUAUUUUAAACAUUUAAUGUGUUUUUUUUUAUCUCUCCUUAAUGAAUGACAUUAUUUUUUGGGUGGUAGAAUGAAUGUGUAGACCGGUAAAGAAAAGCAUUUACUUUUAAAACAACUUUGCUGACAUUUUAAAGUUUAAAAUAAUGCUAUUUGAACUCUUGAAGAAUGUCACUUGACCAAUUUUAUUUUCAAAGCUUUUUUGGGUGGAUGUGUCAAAAGUGAGAUUGUUUUGUUGAGCCUUUUUGUUUUUGUAUCUUUAGGUUUUUACAAGCUUAUAAUAAAAAUAGUUUCUCUAAUUGAUUCUACUGAUGUUUUUUGUUGUUGAUACUAUAUUAAAGAGUUCUAAAACUGGUUUGUACAGUUCACCCCUUAUUUAAUAUUUAAUAAAGAGGUGUUUACUUUUUCAUAUUCAUAUUCAUACUU
Molecule: messenger RNA, 5158 nt
Organism: Xiphophorus maculatus (southern platyfish)
Lineage: Eukaryota; Metazoa; Chordata; Actinopteri; Cyprinodontiformes; Poeciliidae
Gene: b4galt4
Product: beta-1,4-galactosyltransferase 4
Exons: 7
Coding region: 337-1377 (346 amino acids)
Biological process (GO): carbohydrate metabolic process
Molecular function (GO): glycosyltransferase activity
Source: RefSeq, a predicted model, not a curated record